Messenger RNA from Antechinus flavipes (yellow-footed antechinus), 1209 nucleotides. RefSeq names its product caveolae associated protein 3 (gene CAVIN3). The record is from RefSeq and is a predicted model, not a curated record. Gene Ontology annotation, cellular component: cytoplasm; caveola. The transcript is spliced from 2 exons. Bases 154 to 936 code for a protein of 260 amino acids. NCBI's taxonomy places the organism in Eukaryota, Metazoa, Chordata, Mammalia, Dasyuromorphia, Dasyuridae. Gene Ontology annotation, molecular function: protein kinase C binding.
CCCGGCCCUCCAGCUGCGCUCCCCGCCCCCGGCGGGAGGAGCCCGGGAGACCGCCGGGCAGAGCGCAAGCGGCCAAGGGAGGAACGGCACCAACAGGACCAACAGAACGGAACCAGAUCUGAGCGGGCUGGGGCGCGAGCAUCUCAAGGGGCCAUGGGAGAGGGCGUGUUGGUGACUGAAGCCGCGGAGCGCGGCCCGGUGCAUGCGGUGACCGUGGUGACGCUCCUGGAGAAGCUGAACACCAUGCUGGAGGCGGUGCGGGAGCGCCAAGGAGGCCUGGCCCGGCGACAGGGCGGCCUAACGGGCACCGUGCGCCGCAUCCAGAGCGGCCUGGACAAGCUCAGCUGCACCUACGGGGCCACCAGCACCGCGCUGGCCCAGCUGCUGGACGAGGCCGAGAACGUCAGCACGGACGCCCACGCCGCCCGCGAGCGCGCCGUCUGCCGCGCGCUCCAGGUGCAGCGGCUCGAGGCCAACCAUGAGCUGCUGGUCGCCCGCGGCAAGAUGCACGUCCAGCUCUUCAAGGAGGAGGCAGAAAUCCCAGCCAGAGCUUUUCAGAAGGAGCCAGAAUCCAUAGGCCUAGAAGAAAAGGAACUAGCACCAGAAGCCCUAGAAGAAUUGGAAGAAGAGGAAAGCUCAGAUGAGGAGCCAGUGGAAUCCCGAGCCAAACGGCUUCGGCGUACUGGCCUGCAGAAGGUUCAGAGCCUUCGUAGGGCACUGUCCACCCGAAAGAGCAAGGGCCCUGCCCCACCUCCACCCACUCCCACCAAACCUCCCCGACUGGGCCCUAGCCAGAGUGUUGAAAAUCAGCCUGAGACAGGGGUAGUGGUUGAAACAGAAUCAUUGGAGCUAGAGCCACCCAGGAGCCCUGUGGAAGAUUCAGAGGCCCCUGAGGCUAGGGAAACUCCAAUGCUUCAGGUAGAAGGUGCUGCCUAGUGCUCCAUCCUGCCUCCCUACUUAUCUGUGCCUUUACCUUGAAUGGCACCAUCGGUUGCCAAGCAGCAGAUCCCAGUGACCUUAAAGCACUUAAACCCAAAGAAAGAAAGAACCCUGCCUUUAAAGCUCACCUUCCUUCCUAGCUCCUACAUUCAGGCCUUUACCCCAAAGCACCAGUUUAGCCCCAGUCCACCCCAUUCUAAAGCUCAAAGACCAACACCAUCUCCCUCCCAAGUGUGCUCAAGAUUAAUAAAUUAAUUUCACUAACCACAA